AUGUUGCUCAAAUAUUUGGGCAACGUUAUACCACCACAUGAAUAUGAAAAUCGAGUGGUGGGUAUAGUCUGGUCACCGAACAAUUUAAAAUUGGCUGUUGCUUCUUCUGAUCGUUCUAUAUAUCUUUUUGACGAGAAUUGUGUGAAACGAGAUAGAUUUUCCACGAAACCUGUUGACGCGAAGUUUGGUAAGAAGAGUUAUGUAAUUAAGGAUAUAGCCUUCUCUCCAGAUUCAACAAAAAUAGCAGUUGGCCAAAGUGAUUGCAUAAUUUAUGUCUACAAGAUCGGAGAACAAUGGGGAGAGAAGAAAGUAAUUUGCAACAAGUUUCGGCAAAGUUCUGCGGUUACUUGUCUAAUAUGGUUGAUCGAAGGACCAAUUAUAGUUGGUUUAGUAGAUGGCAAGGUUCGGGCGGCAUUGGUGAAGUCUCAGAAGACUCAGACACUUUACACUGCUGAUUCAACAACAGUCUCGCUAGUUUCAAAUAUACGGGGAACUGGUUUUCUAUCAAGUCACGCUGACGGUAGCAUCAUAAAGUAUUAUUUGACUGACGAUGGAAAUCAUGAACCAUCUGGACGUAUCUGUACUCAUACUGUACCAGCAUAUGCGUUAGCUUGGGCUCAAUCUCAUAUCCUAGCUGCAGGAUGUGACAGGCGUGUAACAUUUUAUGAUUUUCGUGGAAAACUAGUAAAAACUUUCGACUACAGUCGUGAAAAUGAAAAAGAAAUUGCAGUAGCCUGUUGUAGUCCUAGUGGGCAGAGUAUAGCUAUUGGUUCCUGGGAUAAAAUACGAAUUUUGGACUGGAGUCCACGGCGUUCACUUUGGGAGGAAGCUAACACUAGAUAUUUGCCUAAUUUCUACACUGUCACAGCAAUAUGCUGGCGCCGCGAUGGCUCCAGAUUACUCGUAGGCAGCCUCUGUGGAGCUGUAGAGCAAUUUGAAACUGUGCUAAAAAGGACAGUAAUCAAAGGCAGUCACGAAGUAGCCUAUGUUGGUCCCAGCCAAGUGGUCAUUCGACCAUUACACGAGGGUAAUCGACCAGUAAUUAUCAGAUCACAGACAGGUUACGAAAUAGAGGACGUCAAAAUCUUAGGAAGAGCUGACAAUAAUGUGGUGGCUCGCACAACUAACACUUUACUCCUUGCUGAUAUAGAAUUGAACCUUAUCAGUGAAAUUCCUUGGGACGACAAGAGCAAUAAUGAAAAGUUCUUCUUCGAGUACCCAAGAGUAUGCCUAAUCUUCUGUACUGGAGAAUUAACUAUUGUUGAAUAUGGAAAUAACGAUGUGCUAGGAUCGGUGAGAACAGAGGCGAUCAACCCCCACGUAGUUAGUGUGAGAAUUAACGAAAGACAAGUUGCUGGGGCACCAGAGAAUAAAAGACUUGCUUAUUUAUUGGACCCCAGAACUGUUCGUAUAAUGGACCUAACGACAGGGCUCACUGUUGCAAUGAUUUCUUAUGAUGUUCGUGUAGAUUGGUUGGAACUAAGCGAAACGGGCCAUAGACUGCUAUCUAGGGAUAAAAGGGCAAGAUUAUGGCUGAGUGACGAACUAGGUGGAAGGAUAUUAUUAUUAACUGGAGUCAGUUUCGCUUCAUGGGUGCUAGGGAGUGAUGUAGUGGUUGCCCAAACAGGACAAACCUUGGCAUUAUGGUACAAUGUCGAUGCUCCUGAAGUAGCAACUCUGAUUCCGGUCCGUGGAGACGCUGUAGACAUUAUUAGGGAAGAUGGAAGGACUUCUGUCAUGGUAGAGGAACUCGGAGGCAAAGUGGCUUACUUGCUAGAUGAACCACUAAUAGAGUUUGGUACAGCACUGCACGAUAAUGAUUUUGGUAGAGCUCUGCUGUUCUUGGAGGAAUUGGCAGAUAGACCUCAAGCAGAAGCUAUGUGGGAAAAUGUAGCUAGAAACGCAAUGGCUGCUAGACAGUUAUUGGUGGCUGCAAGAUGUUAUGCAGCUCUUGGAGAUGUAGCCUGCUCCAGGUAUCGUUUAUAUAUGUUUCUUUUUUUCCUUAUAAAUUUUAUAACACUAAGUUAUUUGUUCAGAUUUCUAUCAAAUAUAAUAAAGAUUGGUGAAAAGUAUAGUGCAGAAACUGGUAAUGAUCCACUUUCAUGUCCUGACUGUUGGGCAAGGCUUGCAAUUCUAAAUGGCGAAUUAAAAACUGCGGAAGUAAUUUACUUGGAGCAGAAUGAAUUAGAUCAAGCUCUGGACAUGUAUCAGAAAUAUUGGCACUGGGAAGAUGCACUGAGUUUGGCGCAAAACAGAGGAUGGCCAGGUCUCCAAGAACUCAGAGACAAACAUCUAACUUGGUUACUCGAAAGUGGUCAAGCAGCCAGAGCUGCUGUUAUUUUGGAAUCCACUAAUCCUCGACGAGCAGUAAAGUUGUACUUAGAUGCUCGUCGACCUGGUCGAGCAGCACGACUUGUCUUGACUAAUGACGAACUGCUAGAAGACAAAUCAAUUGUCAAUGAAAUUGUAAGAGUUUUGAAGGCAACAGACUUGAUGGAACUGGCUGGAGAACUAUUGGAAAAAACUUCGGAUCCUUUAGAAGCUAUCAAAUGUUACUCUCAAGCUGGUGUAUUUGCAAGAGCAUUAGAAUUGGCCAGAAAAGUGGAUCCUACUUCAGUAGUUGAUCUUGAACGAGAUUGGGGCAAGCAUUUGGCUUCUGCUAGUCACUAUGAUGCAGCUAUUAAUCAUUUUAUAGAAGCAGGAGAAACUGCUCUAGCUCUGAAUGCUGCUAUCAAUGCCCGACAAUGGAGAAAAGGUCUACAGAUCAUACAAGUGAUUGAGGAUGAUGAUCCGGAGAUAAGGAAGCAAUGCGAAAAACUGGCCGAAUAUUUCGCCUCUAUAGGUGAAAAAAACCUGGCGGAAAAGUUAUUUAUUCGUUCUGGAGAUGCUAAACGAGCAGUAGAUGUUCACAUACAAAAUGGCAAUUGGAGUCGUGCUCACGAAGUGGCGCAGGAGUAUAUGACCCCUCAAGAAGCAAAUGAAAUUCUUACUAAACAUGCUAUAAUUUUCUCUGAAGCAGGAAACCUCAAACAUGCUGAAGAACUAUAUCUUGCUAUUGGUAAAUACGAUUCGGCGAUAGCAAUGUACAGAAAAGCUGGACGUCGUGCAGAUAUGAUUAGACUAGUAGCAAGAUACAGGCCAGACCUUUUGGAGGUUACUCAUGCACAUCUAGCUAAAGAACUGAAUGAUUUUGGCAAACCUCGAGAGGCUGAGGAGCAUUAUCUUGCAGCUGGUGACUGGAGAAGUGCAGUAACUGCUUACAGAUCAGCUAACAUGUGGGAGGAUGCACUUCGUGUGGCAAAACAAAAUGCUGGAGAGGAUGCAGCCCAACAGGUUGCUUUAAUAUGGGCACGUACACUUGCACCAGAAUUAGCAGCAAGACUACUGAUGCGAUUAAAAUAUUUAGACGGCUGUUUGCAGUUAGCUUGUGAAGCUGAUUUAUUCGACUGGGCUUUAGAAAUAGCCAAAUAUGGAAAUGCUGAUCAAAAGAAAGAGGUUCAUUAUAGAUACGCCAUGGCACUGGAAGACGCAGGUCGCUUCUCUGAGGCGGAGAAAGAAUUCAUCAAAGCUGGAAGAACCAUGGAAGCCGUUCAAAUGUACAUUCACACUCGAGAUUGGGAAGCUGCUGAAGAUGUAGCCCAAUCGAUCGACCAAAAUGCCGUUGCUCAAGUACUUAUUGCUAGGGCCAAUGAAGUAGCUGAAGCACAGGACUAUUCCUUGGCUGAGACUUUGCUACUGAGAGCCCAUAAACCUGAAAUCAUUAUCGAAAAUUAUAAAAAAGCUGGAAUGUGGUCCGAAGCAUUACGUGUUUGCAGAGAAUAUUUACCGAGUCAAGAAACAAAUCUUCGACGUGAACUGGGUCAAAAGAGUGCCUCUCUUGCUGGCACAAACGCAUUUGAGGAAGCCAGGAAGUGGUUAGAAGUCGGAGAAGUGCGAGCUGCUCUAGAUAUCUUGACUCUCGAUCCUCAAGCACCUAGAUCAUUUCUCAUCAAAGCGGCUGAUAUCUUGAUUCAUCAAGCUGAUCCAGAAACUGCUAUUCAAAUCGGAGAAAACCUUGGUUCUCGAUUAUUUGCUAUUGGAGAAUACGCUAUUGCUGCCCAAGUAUUCUUACAAGCAGAUAGACUGAAAGACGCAAUAGAUGCAUUAGCGUCUGUUGGAGAAUGGGAAAAAGCCAAACGAAUUGUAAAUGAACUGGCACCAGAUAUAGAACCUUAUCUCGAAGAGAAGUACAAAGAAGCAAUGUUAAGAGAUGGACAAAUAGACAGACUUGUCGAGAUAGAUACAGAUGCUGGACUUGAAAUAUUGGCUAAUAAGGGUCAAUGGAACCAAGUAUUUGAAACUGCAAGCACCCAGGACACACAAAUUUUGCAUAAAUAUGUGGCACAAAGAGCAGCACAGCUUCUGAAAGGAAAUGCUCCAUUAGAAGCUUUGCAUUUGUACGUUAAGUACGGUGCUCCUCCCAUUCCACAAAAUUUUAAUCUCUACUUGCAAUUAUCGGAGAGUGUUCUAAACUCUGAGGCUUACUAUGAAUAUAAACAUUUGGCUCUCUUACGAACAGUACUUUUAAAUUUUUGGAACAGUAUAAAAUUAUCAGAAGUUGAGUCAAAAUCUAAAUUUGGGAAACUGCUCGAAGCUACACACUACUCAGCAGUGAAAUGUGGCUGCCGCGACUAUCCUGUGCUUUCUGGUAUCGUACUGAAAGUCUCUAUCACUUUAUUGAGAUACACGGAUCUCAUUCUUGUCGAUCGAGCUUACUAUGAAGCUGGAAUCGAAGCACGUACAGCUGGAAAGAACACUGAAGCCUUUGUCUUCCUGAACCACUUUUUGGAUUUGGAAGAAUGCAUUGAAGAAGGUGAUAGUACUGUAUUAGAUGUUGACGAUUUGGCUGUAACAGACUUCCCAGUGGAAGUUCCUUUACCACAAACAUUAAGUUUAACAGUGGAACAGAGAGAAGAGGCUCGUGAAUGGGUUCUUGCUGUGUCCAUGGAUCAGAAAGUAGAACAAAUUCUCCCUACAGAUCAUAGAGGAGUAUACAUAGGAUCACUGACUGCUCGUACCAUUGAUUCUGGAAGCCUUCAACAUUGUAUCUUGACUGGAUAUCCUGUUCAAGGUCCAAUAAUUAGAUUUCCAGAGAGUGAGCAUUUGGCGGAUCGUGAUGAUUGGACAAAAUUGAUUAACACGGCGCGGCAAGCUCCUCAAAAUUCAAAUCUUAAUGAUAUUCUAGUUUUCAUUCAAGAAUGGUUUGGAGCAAUUCCCAGUUAUUCCUUUUGAAAACAUUUAUUGUUACUUAUUCGCAUUUCUUAGAAUAUACUGAAUAAAAAUA
Messenger RNA from Eufriesea mexicana, 5323 nucleotides. RefSeq names its product intraflagellar transport protein Oseg2 (gene Oseg2). Gene Ontology annotation, biological process: intraciliary transport. Lineage: Eukaryota; Metazoa; Arthropoda; Insecta; Hymenoptera; Apidae. Gene Ontology annotation, cellular component: ciliary basal body; intraciliary transport particle B; axoneme. The transcript is spliced from 13 exons. Bases 1 to 5271 code for a protein of 1756 amino acids. Gene Ontology annotation, molecular function: protein binding. The record is from RefSeq and is a predicted model, not a curated record.